Molecule: messenger RNA, 2237 nt
Organism: Ricinus communis (castor bean)
Lineage: Eukaryota; Viridiplantae; Streptophyta; Magnoliopsida; Malpighiales; Euphorbiaceae
Product: eukaryotic translation initiation factor 2A
Exons: 14
Coding region: 274-1818 (514 amino acids)
Biological process (GO): translational initiation
Cellular component (GO): cytosolic small ribosomal subunit
Molecular function (GO): tRNA binding; protein binding; ribosome binding
Source: RefSeq, a predicted model, not a curated record
AUGAAUCAAUAAUGAAAUUUACCACAAAAGACUUGCCCUUUUUUGAUAUUUACAACAUAUAAUAAUAGCACAGUUGCAUACAACGGAUUCCCUGAACUGAACCCCCUACAAAUCUCGUCCUCCUUUAAAGGAAUCCUUCAGUCCCAUUCCAUUUGCCGCCCCCGUUACUUACUCCCAUCGCCGGCGGGCCCUUUCGAAGAACAAUAUACUUCGUGCCAACUUCAGUUCUGGAUAGCCUAUACUUGUCUUGUAUUUAGAGGUUCUGGUCUGUUUAUGGCAGCUAUGAACCAUACUUCAGCUUCUAUGGAGAUAUUAGUUCGAGGGCCAGAAGGAUUCUGUGUGUGGAAUGGACCGCCAUUUGGCAAUGCUGAACCCACUAUUAAACUUGAAACUGUUCCCUGCAACAGUGCAAAAUUUAGUGAAGAUGGGUCCAAACUCAUGGUUAUGAAAUCUGAUUUUAUCAUUAGCAUAUAUGAUUGUAGCAGUUUUAAGGAGCUGAGAUCUUUCCAAGUACCCAAUGUUCUUGCUGCUGCAUUGUCUCCUUGUGGGACUUAUCUUCAGACAUUUCAGAAAUCAUCAGCACCACAGGAUAAAAAUGUUGUCUUGUGGAAGACAGAGAAUGGUGAUGCUAUUUAUCAUCAAUCUCAAAAGAACAUGACCAAGACGACAUGGCCAUCAAUCCGAUUCAGUUAUGAUGAAGCUGUUUCUUGCCGGCUGGCGACAAAUGAGAUACAGUUUUUUGAUCCUAAAGAUUUCUCUAAAGGAAUUGUACAUCGCCUAAGAAUUCCUGGCUUGGCCGCACUUGAGCUUUCAAUGGUCCCAGGGUCUCACGUGGCAGCAUUUGUUCCAGAGUCGAAGGGAAGUCCAGCCAGUGUCCAGAUAUUUGCCUGUACAAAGGAUAUGCAGAGUCAGCCUGUUGCACGACGAAGCUUUUUCCGAGGUUCUACAGUGCAACUGAAUUGGAAUCGUGGUUCUACUGGGCUUCUGGUUGUGGUUCAGUCAGAUUUUGAUAAGACUAAUCAGAGUUACUAUGGAGAGUCUAAGCUGAACUACCUUACAACUGAUGGGACCCAUGAAGGGCUUGUACCUCUUCGAAAAGAGGGGCCCAUUCAUGAUGUUCAGUGGUCAUAUUCUGGCUCACAGUUUGCUGUUGUCUAUGGAUUCAUGCCUGCUUCUGCGACCUUGUUUGAUAAGAAGUGCAAUCCUCUACUGGAGCUUGGAACUGGACCUUAUAAUACUGUCAGAUGGAACCCAAAAGGGAAAUUUUUAUGCUUGGCUGGUUUUGGUAACUUACCUGGUGAUAUGGCAUUUUGGGACUAUGUAAACAAAAAACAACUUGGAACAACUAGGGCUGAAUGUUCCGUGACAAGUGAAUGGUCCCCAGACGGAUGUUAUUUCAUGACUGCCACAACAGCACCAAGACUACAAGUUGACAAUGGGAUUAAAAUUUUCCACUACAAUGGAUCUUUGUACUUCAAAAAGAUGUUUGGCAAGCUAUACCAGGCUGAGUGGAAACCGGAAUCACCAGAUAAAUUUGAUGAAAUUGCAGAACUUGCUAAAUCUGUUGAUUCAUUAAAGAUUGAAGAAACCAAAUUACAAGGACAAGGAGCAACCUCCAGGAAAACUGCUCCUACCAACCCUCCUGCUCAGAAACCUGCUGCCUAUCGCCCACCACAUGCUAAAAGUGCAGCUGCUGUUCAGGCAGAGCUGUUUGGAGGGAGCAGUACAGAACAAAUGAGCAAGAAUGCACUCAAAAACAAGAAGAAACGAGAGAAACAAAAGGAGAAGAAGGCUGCUGCUGCCUCUGAAGAUUCCUGAUAGAACGCCUUGUGCAUUUGGUGGCUAUAUAAUCAUAUGAACUGCACUCUAGAGGAUCUGGUGUUGACUCCAUAAAACUGCCCUUGACGGAUUUGAUUAUAGAGUUGUAUUAAUUAUUAAUUUUGGCCUUCUGGUGACAGAACUUGAGGUGAUCAAUAGAAACUUUAGCAUGCAAAGCACAUUUAGGGUUUUUCAUGAGUUCACUUUCUCCCAUCUGACAAACUACAUUCGCAUGAGCAUUUUCCCUGGUGCUGUUAGUGGGAGGUGUAACAUUUUAAGACGGCAGUGUAGUGGUUCAUUGGGACUAGUCCGCGAUUUUGGAGAGAACCUUGAAGCAAGAGGUGAAUGGUGUAAAUUUUCUUAAAUCUGGAAUAAUUAUACACAGUAUCAAAUUUGAUGGUGUUGAUUGCCUUCUCAAA